Molecule: messenger RNA, 387 nt
Organism: Colletotrichum truncatum
Lineage: Eukaryota; Fungi; Ascomycota; Sordariomycetes; Glomerellales; Glomerellaceae
Product: double-stranded RNA binding motif protein
Source: RefSeq, a predicted model, not a curated record
AUGGGAGGCUUUUACAUGCAGUACCUUGAGAGUCUCUGCCGACGACGUGGAUGGACAGAUCCCUCUUACGAGUGCUACCGUGACCACAGCGGCUACACUUGUCUGGUCCUGGUCAAUGGGCGAGAGUACCAGACGGACCUCGCGUAUGAAUCCGACUCGCUGGCGCAGGAAAACGCCGCCAUGCGCGCCUUCAUGGUGUGCCGCAACUUUUCCGUCAACGGCGGCAUGCUCGCGCGCAACGGCAUCGUUCAGGGGCUGCCCGCCACUGAGACGGGCCGCCGAUCCAAGAAGAGCAGCCGCCACACAUCGUCCAGUCACGGCUCACGGGAGAGCCACCGUCGCUCUGGACACCACUCGAGCAGCAGCUCCACGGCUUCUUUUGACUGA